AUGCUAUUCAACAGGCUAGAGCAACAACAACCGACAGUUUGGCUUCCGACGACGAUCGAUCUAUUGCAGCAGAUUCAUGGUCAAUCAAGAGCGAGUACAGAAGCACUCUCGACGACGAUCAGCGCCACGCCGACGCAGCCGAGGGUCUCUCCUCCGCCAACUUCCGCGUCUCUUCAUAUUACAGUUCUGAUAAGGAAGAGCCAGAUGCAGAUGGAGGACAGUCAAUGCUUGGUCUCCAAAGCUAUUGGGACACUGCUUACUCUGAUGAGCUCUCUAAUUUUAGGGAGCAUGGCCAUACCGGCGAGGUUUGGUGAUGAUGUGAUGGAGAUUGUUACUUCUUGGACAAAAGACUUGUGCGUUGAGAUUUCUAAGAAGGAGAUGUCUGUUUCUGAUAAUGGUGAGGUGAAUGAUCGGGCUGACAAGUAUUUGUCUAGCUGGAAUGUGCUUGACCUUGGUACUGGAAAUGGUUUACUUCUUCAUCAGCUUGCUAAGGAGGGGUUUUCUGAUUUAACCGAGACAGAUUAUAGUGAAGGAGCGGUUGAACUCGCUCAACAUCUCUCCCAACGUGAUGUUUUAUUUUGCUUUGAAUUGCAGGUAGCCGAAGCUUCCCUCAAAAGGGUUCCUCUGAGGUUCACACUCAAACAUAUGUUAGUAAUGCCCCAUCUCAGUCAAGAGACUCUACAAAGCUCCCUGCUCAACAACCUCAGAAACGAACCCUUCCACCUUCUUUUAAUUCGCCUCCUGCUCCUUCAAGAAGUGCUAACAGUGUAAGUCAUGCCAACAAGGCGGAUAAUACUAGUCCAGCUGUAGGUAGCAAUAAUACUACUCAAACUUCUCACAGUGGUGCCCCGAGUUAUUUGCCAAGAGACUCUACAACAUUUACAAGGAAUGAUGAGAAUGUUGUUAGCUCUAAUGUCUCUGGUGUGGAUGAUAAGAAGCUGCCUGCUCAACAAGUUAUGAGGAGAACCCUUCUGCCGUCUCUGAAUCCCCCUCCUAAUACAUCAAGAAGUGCUAACAGUGUUAGUCAUGGAAACAUGAGGGGAUUAUAGUAGCCCAGCUGUAGGUAACAAGAAUAUUUUUGUUGAUGGUUAAUACCGUGGAGCUCAUGCUGAGAUUGAUUGUUCUGAUAAGAAGCACUAAAGUAUAGCUUGAUGGUGGUGAAGAGAAGAGCUUCAUGCUUUUAGUUCAUGUUUUCAUGUAUAGACUUUUAGUUCAUGUUUUCAUAUAUUGACUUUGUGGGUUUUAAAAUUCUAAUGGAAAACUAUAUGAUUGUUCAAUAAGUGGGUGGAACAAGGC
Eruca vesicaria subsp. sativa (arugula) is the source of this 1296-nucleotide messenger RNA. The record is from the annotation of a GenBank genome assembly. Lineage: Eukaryota; Viridiplantae; Streptophyta; Magnoliopsida; Brassicales; Brassicaceae.